Messenger RNA from Ilex paraguariensis (yerba mate), 951 nucleotides. The record is from the annotation of a GenBank genome assembly. NCBI's taxonomy places the organism in Eukaryota, Viridiplantae, Streptophyta, Magnoliopsida, Aquifoliales, Aquifoliaceae.
AUGGACUGCUUAGAAAAGGAGUUUCAAAUUGGGGCAUGCGAUGGGGCCGGGGAAGGGCCUACCUGGCCCAUAUCAAUGGUGCAACCGUGCAAGACAUGCUGUGGAUCAUUGACUGGUCAACAAUCCGCACACACCAUACAAAGUGCAACUCCGACCUCUUCAGCCAUGGAAAUUGGUUCAGCCACCCAAGAGAAUACCAGGCCGAUCAGUCGGGGGUGUGGAUGGCUUAAGGCCUUGCCCGAGAAGUUUAAGGCCAAAGGGUUUGAGAUUGUAACCAAAACAAAGAAGCUCGGAGAAGAUGAUCCUAGAAGAAUCAGACACUCACUGAAGGCGGGACUAGCUAUCACAUUGGUCUCCUUAUUCUAUUAUUUGAGGCCUCUAUAUGAUGCUUUCGGGCAGUCAGGAAUGUGGGCAAUCUUAACUGUUGUGCUUGUUAUCGAUUUCUCAGCACCAUCGGAAUUUCGAAGAAAAAUUCAACAACCAUGCACAAAGCUGAGCUCAGAAUCAAGCAAGGCUUUAAAGGAAUUAGCCUCAGCCAUCAAAAACAUGACCCACCCAUCUUCUUGUGAUCUCCAUCUUCAAAACUCCAAAGCAGCUGCUGAGGAAUUGAAAAUUGCAUUAGAGGCUUCUCCACCAGUAAAAACAGACCUCCUCGAAGUCAUACCAGCCGUUACAGUUGCUUCAAUACUAAUUAACAUUAUUAAAAGCGUCGAAAAUAUUUCAGCAUCCAUUCAUGAGCUUUCAGACCAAGCUCGUUUUAGGACAGUGAAGUCAAAUGUAAUAGCUGAGAAAUCACAGUUAUUUCAUAGUGGGACCGUAAAACCUAUUAGUGAUGGUGAUGGUGAUGGUGGUGGCGGUGACGGUGGUGGUGGUGAUCAUAUUGUUAUCAUAGUAUCACCAGAAAAUGGUAAUCCUCAAGGGCUUAUGAGAAGCCAACAUGUUGAAGUAUAA